Molecule: messenger RNA, 459 nt
Organism: Physella acuta
Lineage: Eukaryota; Metazoa; Mollusca; Gastropoda; Physidae
Product: basic salivary proline-rich protein 1-like
Source: RefSeq, a predicted model, not a curated record
AGGAGAGGGGGAUCACGAUUUUCGUGACGUCACCGUGGAGCAGUUUUAAAAUAAAUAGCAGACGAUUAGCUGCAUUAGACACCAUAUCCUUGCUCAAUAUCUCACCGUGAACUGAAACCAACCCUCAAAAUCUACAAUGGCCGCUAAAAUGACCUGUGUUGUCGCCCUUGCCCUACUCGCACUUGUGUGCAUCGUGCAAGCCGCCCCCAAGGGAGGAGCAGGCGCACCUACUGGGGUACCACCAAGUGGAGCACCCCAUGGCGAUGGGAAAAGACCAACAGGUCAACCACCAGCUGAUGGUAGCAGACCAACUGGAGCCCCACAUGCUGAUGACAAGAAACCAACUGGACAACCACCAGCUGAUGCUAAAAAACCAACUGGAGCCCCACCAGCUGGCCAAAAGCCAAAGUCUCAUUAAAUACGACGAAUGGCCAUGAUCAAGCUAGUUAUUUGAAACAU